AUGAAAAGUGAUUGCUUGCCAUUAGAUAUAAAGUUUUGUAAUGGAAAUUAUUCUUAUCAAUUCAAUUUUCUCUCUAAUUCCAUUCAAAUAACCCUGAAGGCUUUGCACAACUCUCAUUCAACUCUCGAUAGAACAUGCAGUGACAGCAUCGUAUCGCUUAAACAUAGAAAAUCAACAAGUGAUUUAACCAACGAUGAUUCCUAUCGUAAAGAAAAUGAGAAUGUAACAUCAGCAACAGCUGGGGCAUCAGGAAAACAUCGUCGUAGGGGAAGUUCAAAGGGUGGUUUAGCUUAUUUAGUGGAGAAGCGAGAUUCGCGACGUGGUUCGAGGGACAGUGUCAUGUCACAACAAACAAACUUUUCUAACGAAGACAUUGGUCCCUUGACUAACUUUCAACAAACACAGCGCGGACGACAAAGACGAACUUCCAAUUUCCUCGAAUUGCCAGUUCCGGAUCAUAUUCGCCCACGUGUUUGUUCACUGCCAGACCGUCCAUAUACACCUUAUAAUCCAAGAGUUAGUGAAGAUUUGUAUAGAUUAAGAACAUUUUCAAUCAGCAAAGGAACUGUCGUUAAUUGCGGAGAUUCAAUCAUUUCACGUCGUUCGAGAAGCAACACAUCUGUGAACUCUACAACAAGCAGGCGAGUACACUAA
Molecule: messenger RNA, 654 nt
Organism: Clunio marinus
Lineage: Eukaryota; Metazoa; Arthropoda; Insecta; Diptera; Chironomidae
Source: the annotation of a GenBank genome assembly